Messenger RNA from Cornus florida, 1408 nucleotides. RefSeq names its product ethylene-responsive transcription factor ERF069-like. Lineage: Eukaryota; Viridiplantae; Streptophyta; Magnoliopsida; Cornales; Cornaceae. Gene Ontology annotation, biological process: regulation of DNA-templated transcription. Gene Ontology annotation, molecular function: DNA binding; DNA-binding transcription factor activity. The record is from RefSeq and is a predicted model, not a curated record. The transcript has a single exon. Bases 302 to 1096 code for a protein of 264 amino acids.
ACACUAAAUACAUUAUUGACUUGGUGGUGUCUACCUUCCUCAUUCUUAGCAUUUCGCUCUCUUUUGCCACUCAAAAUUCUCUCCUUCAGCCCCUAUUAUCACUCUAUUCUCUCUCAUCUUGCUUCUCUCUCUACUCUCUUUUUCCUCGGUUUGAUUUCAUUUUUCAACAAUCAGUGCCAUUGAUUUAUCAUCAUCGGUAAUCAAUCUCACAGAUUUGUUUAUUUAACCAUUAAAACUGUCGAAAAUGGAUAGAGUACACUGAAAUGAUACCUCUACUAAGCUGACGAGAUUCUUGUCAGAGAUGAGUAUGAAAACGCCACGAGUUGUUCGGAUUUUCGUCACCGACGGUGACGCAACAGACUCAUCGACCGAUGAAGACGAUGACACUGUCAGAUCUCACAGAGUGAAGAAGUUCAAGAAACAUGUUAGUGAGAUACGAAUUGAUGCUUCUCGUAACAGAGUGAAGACUGAAAAUCGCAGCGAAAGUGUCAAGAAGAGACCUUACCGUCAGAAGAAGGUAAAUAUUUUGGCGAAAAAGCCAUCGAUGAACGGCGAGAGGAAGUUUCGCGGCGUUCGGAGGCGGCCGUGGGGUAAAUUUGCGGCGGAGAUUCGAGAUCCGACACUGCGAGCAAGGGUUUGGUUAGGGACCUACGACACCGCAGAAGAGGCGGCCUUGGUCUACGACAAGGCGGCGAUUCGGAUACGAGGACCGGACGCUCUCACGAACUUUAUCAAGCCUCCGCCGAGAUCGGAAAUCACUCCGAUUUCGGUAUCCGACUACGAUUCCGGUAAGGAAUAUCGGGACCUCUCAUCUCCGAUUUCUGUUCUCCGGUUUCACAACACUCAACAAACAGAUUUACAAAAGCAGUCACGACAGGGUGAUGACCGGAGACCGGUGGAACCGGUGGCGCAUGAAACGUCGGAGGAUUGUUGGCCGUUGGAUUUCUUGAAUGAACAGUUCGAUUUCCGGCCUCCGUCUCCGAUUUACUUUGACGAAGUACCAGACACCAUUGUAGAAGCAGAUUUCUACGAUUUUUCGUUGAAUUUUGAUGAAGAUUUGAGAGACGUGGCCGAUUUCUUUGAAGAUCAUCUCUAACUGGUUUUUUCUUGUCAAGACAUUUAACUUUUGAUAUUUAUGUAAAGUGAAUCAGUACUCACCAAGAAUUGCUAAAUAUUUUAUUAUAUUUAAUCUGUUAAAGUUUGGAGGUCGAAUCAAAGACUUGGAAUUAAAAUCGAAAAAAAUGCAGUUCAAAUUUUUAAUUUUAUGUAUAGAUUAGUGAAUUUUUGAACUUUGAAUUGUUUGCGUAUAGAUUAGUGAUUUUUAUUUUAUUUUAUUUUCUAUUUCUUAUCUAGAUUGAUUCAAAACCAUUACACAAAAUGCAGCCCAGCACAAAUAGCAUUGCUUGCA